Pteronotus mesoamericanus is the source of this 4583-nucleotide messenger RNA. RefSeq names its product prostaglandin F2 receptor inhibitor (gene PTGFRN). The record is from RefSeq and is a predicted model, not a curated record. NCBI's taxonomy places the organism in Eukaryota, Metazoa, Chordata, Mammalia, Chiroptera, Mormoopidae. Bases 111 to 2756 code for a protein of 881 amino acids. The transcript is spliced from 9 exons. Gene Ontology annotation, cellular component: membrane.
CGGAGGAGCGCUGACUCUGGAGCAGCCGGAGCUGGAGGAGGAGGAGGAAGCGAGGAGGAGAGGCGGCGGGGAAGGAGGAGGAGGCGGAGAGUCGCUCCCGCCCGGCGAGCAUGGGGCGCCUGGCGCCCAGGCCGCUGCUGCUGGCGCUGCUGUCGCUGGCUCUUUGUCGAGGGCGUGUGGUGAGAGUCCCCGCCGGGAGCCUGGUGCGGGUGGUAGGCACCGAGUUGGUCAUCCCCUGCAACGUCAGCGACUAUGACGGCCCCAGCGAGCAAAACUUUGACUGGAGCUUCUCGUCUUUGGGGAGCAACUAUGUCGAGCUCGCCAGCACCUGGGAGGUGGGCUUCCCGGCCCAGCUGUACCGGGAGCGCCUGCAGCGGGGUGAGAUUGUUUUGAAGCGAACCGCCAAUGACGCUGUGGAGCUCCACAUAAAGAACGUCCAGCCCUCGGACCAAGGCUACUACAAGUGUUCAACUCCCAGCACAGAUGCCACCGUCCAGGGCAACUAUGAGGAUACAGUGCAGGUGAAAGUGCUGUCCGAUGCCCUGCACGUGGCCGCCAGCCCGCCGUCCUCCUUGGGCCAGGGCCUGAGUCUGCGCCUGGGCGAGCCCUUUGAGCUGCGCUGCGCGGCCGCCACUGCAUCCCCACUGCACACACACCUGGCGCUGCUGUGGGAGCUGCGGCACGGCUCCACCUGGCACAGCGUCCUCGCCCUGACCCACGAGGGCCGGUUGCGCCCAGGCCCCGGCUACGAGCAGCGCUACCACAGCGGAGACGUGCGCCUGGACACCGUGGGGAGCGACGGCUACCGCCUCUCCGUGUCCCGGGCCCUGGCCGCUGACCAGGGCACCUACAGGUGCGUCGUCAGUGAGUGGAUCGAGGAGCAGGGCAGCUGGCAAGAAAUCCAAGAAAAAGCUGUAGAUGUGGCCACCAUUCUGAUCCAGCCAACAGUUCUGCGAGUGGCCGUGGGCAGGAACGUGUCUGUGGCUGAAGGGAAGGAGCUGGACCUGACCUGCAACAUCACAACAGACCGAGCAGAUGACGUCCGACCUGAGGUGACGUGGUACUUCAGCAGGACGCCUGGCAGCGCUGUGCCUGGCCCCCGCGUGUUGGCACGGCUGGACCGUGAUUCCCUGGUACACAGCUCUCCACACGUCGCUUUGAGUCACGUGGAUGCACGCUCCUACCAUUUACUGGUUCGAGAUGUUAGCAAAGAAAACUCUGGCUACUAUUUCUGCCACGUGGCAUUCUGGGCACCAGGACACAACAGGAGCUGGCACAAGGUGGCAGAAGCCAUGUCUACCCCGGCCGGUGUGGAUGUGACCUGGCUAGAGCCAGACUAUCAGGUGUACCUGAAUGCUUCUAAGGUCCCCGAGUUUUCAGACGACCUCACUGAGCUGGAAUGCCGGGUUGUGGACAUGAAGAGCACAGAGCCAAGCGUCCGUGUCACGGUGUCCUGGUACUACAGGAUGAACCGGCGCAGUGAUGACGUGGUGACCAGCGAGCUCCUUGCAGUCAUGGAUGGGGACUGGACGCUGAGGUAUGGAGAGAGGAGCAAGCAACGGGCCCAGGACGGAGACUUUAUUUUCUCUAAGGAGCGUACAGAUACGUUCAGCUUCCGAAUCCAAAGGACUACAGAGGAAGACAGAGGCAAUUACUACUGCGUUGUGUCCGCCUGGACCAAACAGCGGAAUGACAGCUGGGUGAAGAGCAAGGAUGUCUUCUCUAAACCUGUCCACAUAUUUUGGGCAUCUGAAGAUUCCGUGCUGGUGGUGAAGGCAAGGCAGCCAAAGCCUUUCUUCGCUGCAGGAAAUACAUUUGAGAUGACUUGCAAAGUGUCUUCCAAGAAUAUUAAGUCACCGCGCUACUCCGUUCUCAUCACGGCUGAGAAGCCUGUUGGAGACCUCUCUAGUCCCAACGAAACCAAGUACAUCAUCUCCCUGGACCAGGAUUCUGUGGUGAAGCUGGAGAAUUGGACAGAUGCCUCCCGGGUAGAUGGCGUUGUGUUGGAGAAAGUGCAGGAAGAUGAAUUCCGCUAUCGAAUGUACCAGACUCAGGUGUCGGACGCGGGGCUGUACCGCUGCAUGGUGACAGCCUGGUCUCCUGUCAGGGGCAGCCUGUGGCGAGAAGCAGCAACCAGUCUCUCCAACCCUAUCGAGAUAGACUUCCAAACCUCAGGUCCUGUAUUUAAUGCCUCCGUGUACUCAGACACAACGUCAGUCAUCCGGGGAGACCUGAUCAAACUGUUCUGCAUCGUCACUGUCGAAGGAGCAGCCCUGGAUCCAGAUGACAUGGCCUUCGAUGUGUCCUGGUUUGCGGUGCACUCCUUCGGACUGGACAAGGCUCCCAUCCUCCUGUCGUCCCUGGACCGGAAGGGGAUUGUGAGCACAGCCCGGAGGGACUGGAAGAGCGGCCUCAGCCUGGAGCGCGUGAGCGUGCUGGAGUUCCUGCUCCAGGUGCACGGCUCCGAGGACCAGGAUUUCGGCAACUACUACUGUUCCGUGACUCCCUGGGUGAAGUCGCCCACAGGUUCCUGGCAGAAGGAGGCAGAGAUCUACUCCAAGCCCAUCUUUAUAACUGUGAAGAUGGAUGUGCUGAACGCCUUCAAGUACCCGCUGCUCAUCGGGGUCGGCCUGUCCACCGUCGUCGGGCUCCUGUCCUGCCUCAUCGGGUACUGCAGCUCCCACUGGUGUUGCAAGAAGGAGGUCCAGGAGACCAGGCGUGAGCGCCGCCGGCUCAUGUCCAUGGAGAUGGACUAGGCGGGCGCCCAGCCGAGGCAACGACGGGGACAGUCUAGGAGUGAUUUGGGCGAGAAGAGGACAGUGGUAUUUUAACGUGAAGUGUGUGACACUAAAACCCAGUCCUCUCUAAUCUCAGGUGGGACUCGGCGCUCUCUCCUCUGCAUGUCCAGUUCUGAGCGCGGACACGUUUACCAGCACACAGCUUUUCUUCCCACGGCACUUUCUGAGGACAAUCGAGUGUGUCUUUUCCCAACUGCGGCUUUUUAAUGGUUAACCUCUGUCUAAUUUUUUUCUCCUACUGGUUUAUAGAUCUCUGACGUGUGUGUGUUUAUGGCUUUUGUCCUGAGGGAUUGUGGUGAGGACGGGGUGAUGGCAUUCGGAGAUCUCUGUCCUGGGUGAGAGCGGCUUCAGGGUCGGGGGCAGGUGCCCGGGGAGCGGCGCCCCGCUGCCCUCUGCGCCGGCCGAGACCACAGAGACCUGUGCCGGAGGUGAACUGUACCUUUUCCUGCUCUGCCCCAUCCCCUGUUUUCAGGGGUUUAGACCACAUUUGAAUUCUAAACUUGCAGUCUGUAACUUCUUAUCAGGCCCAAAUGCAUAUUUUGGUUUUUGCCUCUCUUCCCCUUUCCAUUUCUUUGCUCUUUGCUUUACGUGAGCGUGCUGGAAUGGCAGCCCUGGAAUCUAGAAUUUGGCUCUCCACCGAGCACCUUAUCUUGACACCUUAGCCUUAAGAAUGAAUAUGAAGAAAACUACACAGCCACCUCUGUCCAGGGCAGUAAGAAGGUCCGCAAGGAAGAGGAGGUUGGGGACGUGGGAAGGAACGGACACUCCGAUAGAGUGGAGGCCACUGGGCUCUGAGGGGCCCCAGGGAGAGCGGAAGGCGUAUCCUGAGAGCUAGGUCUCUGCAGCCCCUGCCGGGAGGGUCAGUGGUGUGUCAGGAGGAAGAAGCCACCCCCGUCCCCCAAUCCUGGCCUUUGCAGGAGGCAGAGGCCUUGGGCACCAAGGGAUGGCCAGGAGGACGCGCAGAAACCCCACGUCCUUCACGGGCUGCGUGGUCUCCUUAACGUGAAGGACAGUUGCUGCUGGCGAGACUGGCUGAAUCAUGGAAUCAGAAAUUGCCUGGAAGAACCGUGCAUUUCCUCUGACCUUUUCAGUCCUUCAGGCCUUUGUAAGAUCCCCUGCAAGGGCUUAGUGAGAAAGGGUAGACUUUGUGGGGUUUGCUUUCUUAUUAGGAACAUGAAGGAAACCCAGCAAGUUAUUGCCAUGUGAACAGCCUACAAAGUAGCUCUGAGAGCAGUCUUUUUGGCCCGACUGCUCAUCCCAGGAGUAGGACCACGGACCAAAAGAGAUCUUCCGCUCCCUGAAGCGUCUGGCCAGCGGCAUCGCGCUGGCCUUUCGGAAGCCUCCGGUGGGGCUCCCUGAGGCUCACAGGUGACUCAUGCCCUACUUUGCACUCCUCUGUGCUGCUAUUGUGGCUCUGAAGGAUCUAACACUCCUCUGUCUUCCGAAGAGGAAAAAAAGACGCGUUUGUUUUGAGCAAUAAAGUUAUACAAAAUGAUGGCCAUUCAUGUACAGCUCUUUGUCGCAGUGGGCCGGACGAGCCAGACCCCUCCCCGCUCCCCAGCUCCCCUCCAGCUCCCUCACCCCGCGGCCCGCGAUUCCGUCCGCACUCAUCACCGAGUCCUCUGGAGGCAGACGCCCCCCUCAGUUCGUCCUUUUUGUUUUGCCCACCGAGGGGACCGCUCAUGGGAUAGGAACGGGACUCUGUGCUGGUGGCAGCAGCGCAGAUGAAUUCCAGGCACACAUGAAACCCGGGAGUACAGGCGGCAGGGGUGCCCCAGCGGAGCC